Molecule: messenger RNA, 7024 nt
Organism: Nannospalax galili (Upper Galilee mountains blind mole rat)
Lineage: Eukaryota; Metazoa; Chordata; Mammalia; Rodentia; Spalacidae
Gene: Alpk1
Product: alpha kinase 1
Exons: 17
Coding region: 2832-6581 (1249 amino acids)
Biological process (GO): protein phosphorylation
Molecular function (GO): protein serine/threonine kinase activity; ATP binding
Source: RefSeq, a predicted model, not a curated record
GCAAGUCCUGGAGCUGAAUUUUGCAAGCAGUUCUGAGCACUGAUAGGGUUUUCUCCGAAUCCUACUUCCUGAAACCAAAGCUGGGGAGGAGAAACUGUUUCCAGAAAGACUGUAGUGGAAUUUACUACUUUCAGAGUCAGAUCUGCUGAUUUUAAAGUGUUUCUACUCGUUUUCGGGAUAACAGAUUUGUAACCAGUUUCAUCCUGACCAGAUCCCCUACAUAGUUACAAUGGCUGAUCUACUUAAUGACCCACCACAAUGAAUCAAACAAUGCCAGAAGACUUCUCAGCUGAAGAGGACACUUCUACCACAUCCCUCGGCUCCCACUGCUCUCCUCCCUGUUUCUAAACCUAAGAGAUUGUACCCUGUUCUCCAGGGGGAUGGGGAUCCCCUAGAUCCCCCUCCAUAUGUUCUCCAGGUUCCAUGACCUCCACCAUGAGCAGAUUCUGCUGAUGACAAUUCCCCUCCAGAUGGUGAUAUGCAAAGCCCACCCCACACCCGGACCGGGACAAGAUAUGGAGGCUCUCACUCUCCAGUUGGGGCCUCCACAUUCCAGGCUCCACCUGCCCUUUUACCUCUGCGGGAGAUUACCCUGGCACGUGGAAACAAUGGGGAGGAAGGCCAGUCUGUGUCUGUUUAUGCACCUUUUUUCACUACCAGUCUUUAUAACUAGAAGUCUCAGAACCCUCCCUUUUUGGAGGAACCCUCCAAACUCACUGAUUUGUUCAGUUCCAUUUUUAUAACUCAUCUUCCUACUUGGGAUGAUUGUCAUCAGCUCCUGCAGAUACUCUUCACCUCUGAGGAACAAACCAGGAUUCUGCGAGAGGCUACCCAUUCUGUCCUGGGGGCAGAUGGCCUCCCAUCACAGGACCAGGGGAUUAUUGAGACACUCUUUCCAUCUGCCUGACCACAGUGAAACCCCAGCACCACUGAGGAGCAGGAUCACCUUGCCAGGUACUGCCAGACUCUUGCAGGGACUGAGAGCAGCAGCCCAGAAACCCACAAAUUUAUCUAAGGUCAGCCAAACUGUAUAGGAGCCAGGUGAGUCUCCAGCUGCCUUUCUUGAAAGGCUUUACCAAGCCUACUGCCUCUAUACCCUUAUUGACCCCAAGGCAUCUGAGAACCGAAGGAUCUUAAAUAUUGCCUUCGUUUCUCAGUCAUUAAGAAAAAUAACAAAGAAAUUAGAAGGCUUCGAAGGAAAAUUAAUAUCUGAGUUAAUUGAGAUAGCCCAAAUAGUCUAUAUUAACCAGGACUCCCUCACUCAGGAGCAAGGAAAAGAAAUGGGAAAAGUGUUAGUGGCCUCUUUAGGAAGGGAUAUUAGGUGGCCUCAGAGGGACACGAGAGAUCCCUGUAAGCCUCCAAGGCGAUGGGUCAGAAAAGCCCAGGCUCAGAAGAAACCAGUGUGCUUACUGUAAGGAAGAAGGCCCCUGGAAGAGUGAAUGCCCUAACCGCAAGGGAAAAGAGACUGCCCUGACUGUUAAGGAGGCAUGACAUGGCCUUGAUUUUUCCCUUAAUCCCCAGGAACCAAGGGUCACUUUACAGGUAAAGGGGAAGCCUACCAGAUUCAUGGUAGACACUGGGGCUGCCAUUUCAGUGCUAAAAGAGCCCUUAGGUACUCCUAAGGAUAUAAAGUUGAUUAUUCAAGGAGCCACUGGAAAAUACCAGUCUUAUUCCCAAACUAAAGAUCAAAUAACAGAUCUAGCCAAAGGAACUGUGACUCAUUCCUUUCUCCUGAUACCAGACUGCCCCUACCUCUUGUUGGGGAGAGACCUCUUCCCUACUCUAAAGGCCAAUAUAGCCUCUACUGGGGACUCAGUGGGUUUAACCAUUCAAACCCCCACUGUCCUUGUUACCUGCCCUUUGUCAGAGGAAUAUCUUCUGCAUCAGGACCCCCAUGGAAGAAACAGCAAUGGACUCCAUCAGCCUUAUUAGAAAUAUGGAAGACCAAAAUUCCUCAUGUAUGGGCAGAGAUUAACCCCCAGGAUUGGAAAAACAUCAGCCACCUCUAGUAAUUCAGCUGCCCCAAGCAGCUCCCAUCAGCCUCCAAGCCAGACUAGGAAUUGCCAAACAUGUUAACAGGCUUCAAGAAGCAGGGAUUCUCAUCCCCUGCCACUCCCCAUGGAACACACUGCUCCUGCCAGUACCUAAACCUGGGACUAAUGAGCUCAGGCCUGUCCAGGACCUGAGAGAGGUCAACAAGCAGGUUGAGGUUAUCCAUCCUACUAUGCCUAAUCCUUAUACCCUCCUCAGUGAUUUAGGGCCUGAGAGACAAACCGACUCUGUGUUUGACUUGAAGGAUACCUUCUUCUCUUUGCCAAUCACAGUGAUUAGCCAGCCCAUCUUUGCUUUUGAGUGGGCUGACCCUGAUGGGUCCUACAGCAGACAGCUUACCUGGAUGUGGCUUUCCCCACACUAUUUGAUGAGGCUUUGAGAUGAGACCUAGCCAGCUACAAAGAAGCCCAUCCAGAGGUGACUCUUUUACAGUAUGUUGAUGAUCUACUCUUAGCAACAUAUAAUCCUGAGGACUGUGAACAGGCCUCCGAAGCCUUGCUAAAAGAGUUGGACCUACUGGGGUACAAGGUCUCCAUGAAGAAGGUACAGAUUGCUGAGAUUUGUCCAUAUUUGCAUGGAGCUCUGUUCCAGUGUGGGAACUUUCUAAUACAGUCUGCUGCUGCCAUGGUCGGUUGCCCUUGGAUCCUCGGCACCAGUGUAUGGAUAUAAAGUCAUCAGGUACCUCAGCCUUCCAGGGGCUCCUUUAAUGUCUUCUUCUAGGUAACUGAUCACCAUAGACCCAGGGACACUCAAUUCAUCCUGGAGGGUGGUUAAUCAUCAUGAAUAAUCAAGACACUGUGGUCGCGCUACUGCAAGAGUGCAAGCAAGUACUAGACCAUCUCUUGUUGGAGACACCAGAUGUGUCCUCAAAGGACAAGAGCGAGGACCAGAGAUGCAGAGCUUCGCUCCCCAGUGAGUUAAGGACCCUGAUCCAGGAGGCAAAGGAAAUGAAGUGGCCCUUCGUGCCUGAAAAGUGGCAGUACAAACAAGCCGUGAGCCCAGAGGACAAAACAAACCUCCAGGAUGUGAUUGGUGCCGGGCUGCAGCAGUUACUGGUAGGAAGAGCCAUACCACCUGUCCCUCUGACAUCCCCUGCUGCCUUGCGGGCCUCAAUCAUCGCCCAGGAUUGUGCUGAUGCGGCAGCGAUAGUGUUCUUGAUGGACCGGUUCUUGUAUGGAGUUGACGUCUCUGGAAAGCUCCUGCAGGUCGCCAAAGGCCUCCACAAGCUGCAGCCCAAAACGCCCAUCGCCCCGCAGGUGGUUAUCCGCCAAGCCCGGAUCUCGGUCAACUCAGGGAAACUCUUGAAAGCAGAGUAUAUCCUGAGCCGUCUGAUAAGCAGCAAUGGAGCAACGGGUACCUGGCUGUACAGAAAUGAAAGUGACAGGGUCCUGGUGCAGUCAGUCUGUAUACAGAUCAGAGGGCAAAUCCUGCAAAAACUAGGCAUGUGGUGUGAGGCAGCAGAGUUAAUAUGGGCCUCAGUCAUAGGAUACUUGACCCUCCCUCAGCCAGAUAAGAAGGGCAUUUCCACAUCACUAGGUAUCCUGGCAGACAUCUUUGCUUCUAUGAGCAAGAAAGAUUAUGAAAAGUUUAAAAAUAACCCACAGAUUAACUUGAGCUUGCUCAAGGAAUUUGACCACCAUUUGCUGUCAGCAGCUGAAGUCUGCAAACUGGCAGCUGCCUACAGUGCCUACACACCCCUCUUUGUGCUCACGGCUGUGAAUAUCCGUGGCACGUGCUUACUGUCAUACAGUAGUUCUCCUGACUGCCCUCCAGAAAUGAAAAGUAUGUAUCUAUGUGAAGCCAAAGAGGCUUUUGAGAUUGGCCUCCUGACCAGGAAAGAUGACAAGCCGGCUAGUGGGAAGCAAGAGCUACACAGCUUCAUUAGAGCUGCUUUUGGGCUUGCCACAGUGCACCGCAGACUCCAGGGGGAGACAGGUGCAAUCUGUGCAGCAAGCCAGCUAUGCAUCAAAGCUAUGGGGAAACUGCAUACCUUCAGCACUUCCUCCUCAAGUCAAGACAGAGAGACCCUGUCUCGGGAAAUCAUGUCUCUUGUCAGCCAGGUGAAGGGUCAUUUAAAAGUUCAAGGCUUCUCAAAUUUGGAUGAGAGAUCUUAUGUUCCAGAAAGCUUCAAAUGCAGGUUGGAUAAACCUAUCUUGCACGGGCAACUGGAUUUCCAAAAAAUUCUUGAAACCUAUUCACAACAUCAUACUUCAGUGUGUGAAAUAUUUGAAAACAUUUGUGAAAACAGCAAAAAUAAACAGAAAGACAUGAAACCCAAAGUCUGUAUCACUACUCUGAAAACAGAAACAAACACCAUAGACACUACGAGUGCUACUCAGGAGAAACCACGCUCUCAGGAAAGCAAGGAGAAGCUUUCCGUCCACACGGCUAAGAAGGAGAAACUGGGGAGGGUUAGGAGAUGCUGGACUGGUUCUGACAUAUUUCAAGGCUCUUCAGAUCAAGAUAAAGAAACUGAGGCUGAGCCACCACAGGACAGCAAUAACAGGGCAGAUGUUUCAAGCAAGUCUCUGAGUGAUAGUCAGAGUUCCAGUACUUGGAGCAAAUUAUCAAUGCUCAGUUCUUGUACAAGCUGGGAGGAAGUGAACCAUCAUGUCCAGGGCAGGUCAGCCAGAAAAGAAUCUAGCCAAGAAAAAUAUCUUGUGGGCACUCAGUGUUCCACUGGCCUGUGUGAGGAGCUAAAGAACGACAGAAACUGCAGGGCUGUGCAGACCAGUUUGUCAUCUUCAGAGCUCCACAGUGUCUCUCUUCAGGCAACUGAAGAUCACAAAUUAGCAUCUUCCCAAAGUCAGUUACACAAACACAUGUCUUCAGUACCCAGCCUUCCUUUCAACACAACAAACACUUGCUCGGCCUCUGAUGCCAGGCUGUUAGAAGAAACUCCGGAAGGAAUCCAGGAAGUUAGAAGCGCAGGAACUAGUAUGUCAACUCACUCAAGUCCCUCGUGUAGUUUUGCUUCUUGGUCUUUAUGUGGUUCGAGUAAGCUCAUGGACAUGGCCACAUAUCCUUCAGUCCAAGAAGAAACCUUUGAAAAAACUGGUAAUUUUCCAGACACCAACUAUGACGUCAGCAAUGGGCAUGGAGGAAAGCAUGGAAAAGAAUUCAGUGACAGAGUCACAGGCCCUGCGUUUACAAAUAGCCCUGCCUGUACAGACCCAGAAGGAGGAACAGCAGAAAGCACAGAUGUGCAGUCACACUCCCAGGUAGUCAUGGGAGGUUUAGGAAGCCGCUGUUCCGAGUUGCCAUGCAGCUCUUUCUCUCCUCACUGGCCUCUUCAAAAUCCUGAUUCAGCAAAGACUGGCAGCUCAGUCAACUAUCAGAGCAUCGACCCUGAUGCCUCUACAGUGGAUGAAGGGGAACGACUGCUUGACAGCUCAGAGUUCUACUCCACUAGCCCACGUGGCUUUCAUAGACCCGGUGCUCUGAGGCAGCAACCAGGUCAGAGAACCGAGAGCCCAGGUUCCUCUCUACAUGCUCACAGUCCCUUCGUUGACCUCAGCAAGGACUGUACCACCACAGAGGAGGGAAACCAACUUGGAAGCAUGCUGAAGCACAGUCAGAACAGCUCGUCCUCACUGCGGCGGCUGAACCCCGCGGCGUUUUCCAGCAGCUCUGAGGGAGAAAGCUCAUGGUCUCUCCUGAAUUCCAGCAGAAGUUCUUUUGUCUCACUGCCAGGACAGUCCAGGCAAGAGAUCCUUGAAGCUCGCAUUCUGCAGCCUGAUGACUUUCAAAAACUCCUGGCAGGAGUGAGGCACGACUGGCUGCUUCAAAGACUGGAGAAUACAGGCGCUUUUAAGCCCAGUCUACUCCAACAAGCACACAAUGCCCUUUUGCUAAAAUAUUCCAAAAACUCUGAACUGUGGACAGCUCAGGAAACUGUGGUAUAUUUGGGGGAUUACCUGAAAGUAAAGAAGAAAGGCAAACAGAGAAAUGUCUUCUGGGUCCACCAUCUUCAUCAAGAGGAAAUUCUGGGGAGAUACGUUGGGAAAGAGUACAAGGAGCAGAAAGGGCUCCAGCUCCACUUCAGCGAUGUGGAGCGACAGAUGACAGCACAGCACUAUGUGACAGAAUUUAACAAGAGACUCUACGAAGAGAAGAUUCCAACACAGAUAUUCUACAUCCCAUCUAAAGUAUUACUGAUUCUGGAAGACAAGACGAUAAAGGGAUGUAUCAGUGUGGAACCUUACAUAUUGGGAGAAUUUGUAAAACUGUCAAAUAACACAAAAGUGGUAAAAACAGAAUACAAAGCUACAGAAUAUGGCUUGGCUUAUAGCCACUUUUCUUAUGAGUUCUCUAAGCAGAGACACGUUGUGGUUGAUUUACAAGGUUGGGUGACUGGUAAUGGAAAGGGAAUCAUCUACCUUACAGACCCUCAGAUUCACUCUAUUGAUCAGAAAGAUGUCACCACAAAUUUUGGAAAACGAGGAAUUUUUUACUUCUUUAAUAACCAACAUGCAACCUGUAAUGAGAUAUGCCAUCGUCUUUCUUUGACUAGACCGUCAAUAGAGUAACUGAGUAAGACAUAGGCUGUGGGUUGGCAACAUGACAGGCGUUUGAGAAUAUCAGACUCUGCCUCCUUCCAGCACAUGGAAGAUGGGACAAGCUGAUGUGCCUUUGGGCUGAAAGGAAUUUGACAAGUGUCAGAUGCAGUGUCACAUUCUUGCAGGGCAAGACCCUGCAGACCUUCUUUCCCUCUGCCCCAAAAACAUGUCACAAGGAGGUCCUGCAACUGCGCACUCUGCUGGAGUUUCUAAGUUGCACACUAAAGUCGUCAUGGAAGGUCCCUAACCAACCUACAAUGCGUACGACACUCAGCUGAGAAAUUAACUUUUGUUGUUUAAGCCACUGGGAGUUUUGCUUGCUUCUUUGUGUUUGUUUUGUCAUUAUCUAUUAGUGGUAUUAUUGGUGGAUGUAAGAGUUCCCUGUACAUUAAAAAAAAUGCAGACUCUUUUGA